GCAGACAAUACAUAUAAUGAUGUUUUCGGCCGUGCGGGGUGAUGCUAGGGGCGGUAGCGCCCUGGAAAAUGGGGCCAACACAGAAUGCGCACAGCGGUGGAAAUGGCAGCUGCUCGUUAUGGCAGGCGGUUGGAAGUUGGCCCGUCACGACAUCACAGCACGUUCAGCAGAGGAGGAGACCUUGCCCCGAACUUCUGCGGAGCCCUUGCACGCCAGGGGAUGUGCUCCAGACUGGUGUGGGCACGCCCCCGAAGCCAUCAACACUGUCGCAACUCCAGCCCACCCUGCCCAUACGGGAAGAUGAUGGCUGGCUGCCAUGAGACAUCCGAUUGCGAGGAUAAGGAGGAAGAGGAGGAGGAGGAGGAGGAUGAGGACUGGAAGAGGGGAUGAGGUAGCUGUUAAGGCUCAGUAGUGCGACCGGCGCGCUGACCCCCCCUUUCGAAACAAAGGGUGCGUUGCGCAUUCGUCGCCCGUGCGUCGGCCGCCGAAAAGGCUGGCCGUCCUCGCGAACGUGCACGUCGCUCUCGCAGGGGGGCGCUGUGGCGAGUGCGUCGCCAGCGUGGCGGGCACCGCCGGGGCGGAUCGCACGCGCGUCGCCCGCUUCAGGGCCGCCGAAAAGACCGGUCGCCUGCGGGAAAAGGAGUGCACCCAGGAUGCGUCAACGAUGCUGCGGUACACAACCUCCCGUCCCAAGCCCCCCCUCUCGCAAGCCCCUGCGAGCCUGCCCGCUCACAACAGGGAGUGCCCCCUUGACAGACGGGCCCCCCGUGGGCCUGCCAAUCGGGCGAGGGCCCUGCUGGGAAAAAAAUCAGCCUUCAACCCUUCGAAUGAACUCUAAUGCGUGUCAAAAGAAAGGUAGGGACAUAGCACUCUGCGAAGGGUGAUGGAGAGAGGAGGAAGGAGGCGGUAGGAGAUGAAAGCGUCUCGUGCGCAUGCGUCCGUAUAUGUAUGUACAAUUAAAAACAAUUACACCAGUGAGAAUGCAUUCGCUAGGGAGAAAUCGGAGGAGAAGGCGAAUGUGGAGGAGGAGGAGGAGAGAGGAGAAGGGAGGAGGAGAAGGAGGCGGGGGCAAAGCUGCAGGCCCUGAAGCUGGGGACGAUGAAUGGAAAAGGAUCGUAUGUACCUCAUGGGGCGCCUUAUGCUGCCGGUGCUGUGGGACGCAGCCGCCCGUAAGCUGGAGGGCAAGCCGCAAUCGGGCAGAACUGCGGGCAGCAGCCCUCGACCGCCUCCUCCUC
Molecule: messenger RNA, 1235 nt
Organism: Prorocentrum cordatum
Lineage: Eukaryota; Dinophyceae; Prorocentrales; Prorocentraceae
Source: the annotation of a GenBank genome assembly